AUGCUGACUGAUUCGUCUGCCAUUUCAUAUCGGAGGGCGCUUAGAGUGAAAAUGUUUCGCUUAUUCUUUGUGUUGGCUCUUGCCUUUUUAUUGAGUUCCUUCGCAAAAUCACCGAACAAUUCUUCUAAUCAGGUAAGCAAAUUGAUAACUAGGCCUAAAGUAAUUGUAGUCGAAACGGAAUUAGAGUGAGAGUGAGAAGUUUUGUGCUUUGUUCGAGCGUGUAACUUCCCAAACAACCCCUUGAUUCAUAACACAUGGGUACACUUUUCAUUUUUUAUUAAAAAAAAUUUCAACAGAGUCAUGGAACAACGACAAAAUCAAACUGCUGUGCUUUGCUAGCUCGAUGCUGUAAAGAUGGUGGGUAAAACUUCUAACAGAAAUCCCAGUUCAGUACUUUUAUAAUUACCUAAGAAUGAUAAUAAAAAUCGGUCAGUAGUUGUUACGAGCAUAUAUUUAUUUACAUCUGCUCAUAUGGGCGAGAAAGAGAGACGUUCGAGUUUCUUCACUGAAGUUUAGUUUUUGUUAAUUUCUGGACAGGAAAAGAAGGAAAAGAUGGACAAAACGGUGAGUGUGCGAAGGUUACUUUAGGGUUCAUUCAUGCAUUAAUUGACUUAAAAAAUAAAUAAAUUUUCACCAUAAAAAUAAACUGUUUAUUUACCUACGUGAUAUAAGAAAAUUGAUUUGCUUUUUAUGCAGGAAGAGACGGACGCGAUGGAGUAAACGGUGAUGUAGUUAUUUAUUUAAAGUGAAUUUUUGAUUUAGAUGGUAAAUAUUUUCAGCGUGAUUCCUUCAUAAACAAGAGUGGUAAGGACGAGUUAUUCGUAAUUUCCUGGGGGGGGGGGCGAGAUGGCGGAGGACUUGGAGGGGCAUUACACGGUUUUAAGGGGGUAAAGAUAGGGGAUCAGUCGUCGCCAACAGAUUGUCUAGGGGGGAGUAUAGAAAAAUGACUGUCGAGCAGCUGCCAAUGGGGGGUAGGGGUGGGGAAUCAUAAGAAUAUUACAGAGCCUUCGGGGAGGAUCAGGUAAAUUUUGUCGUGACAUUACCAAAAUCGUCGAGCUGAUUGAUGUUUCAUGGGGAUUUAACAAGGAAAAAACGAAAAGCUAGUAACGUGAUGAUAACGGUAAAUGUUAGAAACUAAAAAGUUGCCCUGUGUCAAGUUAAUAUUUCAACGAGUUUCAGUGACUGAAAAUUACUGAUGAUUAAUACAUUUCUUGGGAAACGAAGGUGUAACAGGUGCAACCAUUUACAAAGUUGAAACAAAAGAAGUAUUAUAGAAGAUGUAUUUGUUUAAGACGUGACUUUUGUUGCUGUUUUCGUUUAUCUGUGUUUCACAUUUUGUACUGGUCGGCAAUAUUUUCAACAUAGGACGAGAUGGACGCGAUGGGACAGUUGGAGCAAAGGUUAUGUAUUUUUAAAACGACAAUGUAACCAUUGUUAUAAAAAAAUGACUUUGAAACGGACUUGAGAAUACAAAUGUGUUGAACUGUAUAUGACAUACCUCUCCUUGUUAGUCGUGUACACAUUAGUACAUGAAUCAAACUGUUGUCAUGGUUACCGGAAGAUUAUUUGCAUUCAUUUCAAAUCAACCAGGGAGAGAAAGGUGAACCAGGCAUGCAUGGCGUAAAUGAAAAUGCUAGCACCAAGGUUAAUAAAAUUUGUAUUUAGCAUAUUUAAUUUUAAGAUGUAAUAAUCUUUAUAUUGUCAAAUGCAAAAAUUGAUCAGCAGGGAUUUGCUAAAGCAAAGGCAUAGAAAAAACCAGGAAAGAUUUAUUACUCGACGUUUCGGGGUCAUCGUGACUCCAUUAUCAAGAGACUAGUUUAAAAACAUGCAAAUAAGGAAAGGUACAUGCUUUAUGCUAUUCUUGUACCUUUCCUUAUUUGCAUGUUUUUAAACUAGUCUCUUGAUAAUGGAGUCACGAUGACCCCGAAACGUCGAGUAAUAAAUCUUUCCUGGUUUUUUCAAUGCAAAAAUUAGGUGAUUUUCUGGCUAAUUUUUUUUGGCUUUAAUCUGAUUGACACUUCAACUGUUACCAAAUAUUUAGUUGGAAUGUUUAAAUCGUAAUUACUGUAGAUUUCCCAGCCAAGAAGAUUCAGUUAUAGAAUUAGAACUGGGAACCCCUGGUAGGACCUGGUAGGGAUAAGUCAUUAUUCAAAAGAGAUGGGGGGGGGGUGGGGUUAAAGGCUGCUUUCUGAAGCAAGUUUUCAUGAAGUGUACAUGGAAAAUUCUUUCGUCCGACACAGCUCAAAAGAAAAACAUUUAUUUCUCAAUUUUCUUUAAUGACAAAUAGCGAAACAAGUUCUCUUCUCCAAGUCCAUCCCAUACAACCUUUUUUAUAAGCUUGCUUUUUCAUCGAGGGCGAGAAAGGAUCACAAGGACAAAAGGGACAGAAAGGAAUGCCGGGAACAUGUGAUGACCUGAUAUGGAAAGAUAUAAUGGAUAAAGAAUCAUCUCUUGAUAGUGUAACCAUUCUCGUGUACUUAUAGUAGUAACAUAUAAUAUAACAAGCAAUUUGCUAUUUUCUCUUUUAUUACUAUUUUUGCAGUUAUUUUGUGAUAUUCUUUGACGUGCACAAGCAUGAAACAAUAAUGAUAACGAAAUUUAAAUGAUUCUUUGCAGAGCUCCUCGUCAUCCUCCGGGAAAAGAGGGUGUUGUAAAGUGGGUAGGAAUAAAUUUUCACUUGUUUUUGUCGUUACUGUCCCAUAUAGGAGGCGAGGCCACAUAUAUCGUCAAAAUGAGUGAGUGGGUGAGUGAUAGUAACAAAAGUAUUCCGAUCUUGAUCCGAUUUUUACCCGAUGUUCACUGUGCUACUUGUUCUUUGUUCCGGAGUACUAUAGGAGACGGUAAACAUCUCACAACAAUUGGCGCAUCAUGAAAACCUAGAGGAAAACCUUUUUCUUUGAAGGGGGAGUAUUUUACUGUGUGAAUCAGCGAAUUAUGCCCAGUAGAUCCGAAGAUACCUUUUUUUUUCACUUUUUUCCGUUACGCUACAAAAGAUGAUAAACAUCUCAAAAUAAUUUUAUAGUGGCCUCACGGUCAUGUCAUUAAAAACAAGGCUUUUGCUUGCAGAAUAGGUUUGAUCUGCACAUCAUGGGAACUUUCGAGAAAAAAACUAAGUUGUUCAAAAAGAGAGCAUUUUACCAUUUUUAUCAGCGACUAGUGCACCAAUGAGCCGCUAAAUUCGCGAAGCAAGCAAGGUCUGAAAUACCAUACCUUGAGUUUAACAGGAUGACCCUAUUCAAAGUAAUGUUAGAACGGUAGAAUGAUGGAUUGGUGGAAUGGCAAAUGGGCAGAAUGCCUUGUUGUAUGAACGAAAGUCUUACAUAAAUAGAAUUGCAAUGGAAUAAGAAAAAAAUUAUAAUUUUACAAGCAAAAUGAAAAGAAGCAUAGUGUAAUCAUUAUUAGACCUAGAGGAUAGACCGAUAGAGGAACAGUGUGGUUCUUCAGCCAACCCCCAAAAAAUAUCAAUACCUUCACUAUUGUUAUCAUUAUUAUUAUCAUUGAUAUGGUGGUAUGAUUAUUUGUCACCAUUUUAUCAUCGGUUGAGUGUCAAUUAGUCACUAUAUUCUUGAAUCAUCUCUCUCUUGUGUAACAGAAUAUUCAUAGAUGUGAGAUGCGGCAGGUUUUUCUGCUUUGUAUGAGAGACAAAUCUUGUACAACACUUCCUUCUAGCAUCAUUAUACACUCUCCACUUCUUUUCAAUACUAUAAAGAUUGUGAUACUAUCCACAUAGCCACAUACAGUCUUAAACUAUUCAUUUCUUUGACGAUUGCCGUUUAAGUGCACAGAAAAACGCCCCUUUCAAUUUCAAUGCAAGUUGAAGGCAUAGUUGGUUGGAAUAAGUUUUCUAUUUGUUUUGUUUUAAUGAUAAAUGUUUUUUAGGUGUACAGUAAAAUAUCCCCAGAUCAAGGCACAAACUAUGUUGUAUUGAAGAAUACUCCAAUGUGGACAAAUAAAACGCCAAAUUUGCUCUACCACAUGGAUAGUGAUGUGAUAAUCUGUUCGAAAAGUUUCUGAAGGUUGCAAGGCUAUGAAACAGUUCUAAUAUUUCAAGAGCUUUUUAGCGAAGUAAAGGCCAGUUGAAGAAAUUAUGCUGAAGAAACUUAUUAUUAUUUAGAAGACUUAGUUUUGAUUUCUUUUAUAAAAUCGCACCAUGACAAUUGCAGUAAAAUCAAAGACGUAUACGUCAGAAACUAGCUAAUUUUUUGGUUAAUCAAAUUAUUUUUGCAUUGCCUAUGCUUUAAUUGAAGCUUUUAGGGAAUUCUUAUUAUUUACAUAAAGUGCUAAAAAUGCCUUCCAAAACGUAAGAACAAUUAAUCAAAUGAAAGCUGAAAUCGCUGACAGGAAAAGGAGUUGCCAUAAGUCUCGAGUAGACAUUUUUACUCUAUAAGAAGUUUUCGUUCCAGUGUAAAUGAGAUUUUCAACAAAUUUCCGAGUGAAAAUCCUACUUGAUGCUUCAGUUUUAUAUACUUUAACGGCACAAUGACGAUAGAUUUUUGACCAAUCAGAGCGCCUGUUGUGCGUUAGUUAUGUUAUAAACAUCGGCCAUUCCCUAUAUUUGCAGAAAUGAACUUAUUAAACACAGAUUUCGCACUGAUCCGAGAUGCUCAGCCCCCCAACAUUUCCCGAAAAAAUGUUAACAAUAUUGUGCAUACAAUCAGGCGACGGAGGAGAAAGAGGAAGAGGUAAAAUAAGUCCGAUAUAUGGAUUUUUCUGAAGCCAACAUCAGCUUGAACAAAACCUGAGAAACAACGCCUUGCAAUGCAAUGAGUUGAAUGAGACAGUUUUAGCCAAUUUAAAGAGGCUCAACGCAUCUUUUUUGAUGGAUUUUUUUACCACAGUUAGUCAUGUGAUCUCUUGAAAAUGGCGUCAAAAAAUAACUAAUUAGUUAUGGAUCUUUUAACAAUCAUAUAUUCAUUUUUAUGACACUAACUAACGAGAAUACGGAAUUUUAGAAACACUGGUACCCUUUGAGCUUAGUGUGUCUGCAGCCAAAAGACGAGUUCGGCGAACUUCAUAUUUUGUCAUUGAAUUGCAAUCAGCACGGUCUAUCAAUAUUUAUCUUUCUGCUUUAAAAAAAUCUUUAUACGCGAUUUAAACCCCCCUAAGUGAAGCAAAAAAGAAAAAAAAACCGGCUGGGUCAAGUCGUUCCAUUCUCUAUAUAACUUUGAAAAAAAAAUGUGUUCUAAUACGCUGACUGGGUAACAUUAGGUUUGUGAAAAAUAAUUGUUGAAUAACAGUUUUGCAUGGCUUAUGGAAAUUCCCGAAAAUGAGGAAACUGUUAAGGCUUCUGUUCGUUACAAUAUGGUGAUUAAAAAGAACGAAACCAUUCUGAGCCACUUUAAAAGGCGAAUAACCAGAAACAAUGAAUGAGAGGUAAACUCUGUUAACCAUUUGUUUUGUUUUUAUGAAAGAAUGUUCGACUGGUUUCUACUUCUUCGAGAAAGUUCAAGACUUGCCAACCAGAGGAGCUGCAGCCGUCCAACACUUUACCAUUAAUGGAAGUCUGUUCCUCACCUUUGGGAACAAUCAAGGAGAUAUUCAGAAACACAAGACAGGCUCCGUGGUUUACAAGAUGGAUGAACCGACUGAAAAGUUCACAUUGUACCAGACCCUACAAACUAGAGGUGCACAUGGCGUUGAGUACUUUUCUAUCGCUGAUAAACAUUUCCUUGCUGUGGCUAAUUAUUGGGAUGGUACGUACCAACUUGACUCUGUAGUCUUCCAGUGGAAUGGACAGCGGUUUAUGGUAUUUCAGAAAUUACCAACAAAAGGAGCUGCACACUUCAAGUUCUUCACAUCAAACAGAGAAAAAUAUCUCACAGUGGCAAAUCGUCGAGACGAAAGAACCUACUCAACAAAGUCAGUCAUCUACAAAUGGAAUGGCUUUAAGUUCAACAAGUUCCAAGAGAUAGCAACUGAAGGUGCCAUGGGAUGUACGGCAUUUGGAAUAAACAAUGUCACUUUCAUCGCUUUCGCCAACUAUUACAACUCUCAACAGAAGUAUUCUGUUCAGUCCACUGUCUUUAAGUGGUCAGGAGGACACUUUGUCAAACUACAGUCUCUUCAAACUUAUGGUGCAUAUGACGUUAAGUCUGUUAAUAUCAAUGGUCACACAUUCCUCGCUUUUGCCUGCUACUACUCUGGAAGUUCCUACAACACUGACUCGUUUGUUUAUAAAUGGGAUGGUACCAAGUUCGUUCUUUUCCAAUCCAUUCUUACUCGUGGAGCCCUCGCUUGGCAUCCUUUCGUGAUCAGCGGUCAUACCUACCUGGGUGUGGCCAAUUUCCAAAGCGGCAGCCAGAAAAAAAACAUUCAGUCAGCUGUGUACCAGGCCUCUGGAUCACAGUUCGUCAAGUAUCAAGAGAUUUCCACCCAUGGAGCUCGUGAUAUGACAUCAUUUGAAUACAAAGGUCACACUUAUCUGGCAGUAGUAAACUACUACAAUCAGAAGUACAACAUAAACAGCGCUUUGUACAAGUGGGUGUAGAAAUAGGGACAAAAGACGAAAAGCGUAAUG
Pocillopora meandrina is the source of this 6517-nucleotide messenger RNA. The record is from the annotation of a GenBank genome assembly. Lineage: Eukaryota; Metazoa; Cnidaria; Anthozoa; Scleractinia; Pocilloporidae.